AUGGCAGCAAGCAAGAUCCUUCAAAACGAGUACAAGGCUCUAUCCCAAGAGAAAUGGGUCAACGUUGAGCUCAACAACGAUGACAUUUUCAACUGGAACGUUGCUCUUAUUGUUAUCAACCCUGGUUCCCUCUAUUACGGUGGCUACUUCAAAGCCAAGAUGAACUUUCCCCACAACUACCCCUACACCCCUCCUUCUUUCCAGUUCAACCGUGCCCUCUUCCACCCAAAUAUCUACGCGGAUGGGAAACUCUGCAUCUCCAUCCUACAUGCCCCAGGCGACGAUGAGAUGUCCGGCGAGAGUGCUGGGGAACGCUGGUCACCAGCACAACGGGUGGAAUCCAUCCUCCUUUCCAUCAUCUCGCUCCUCGAUGACGCCGAGUGCUCCUCUCCAGCCAAUGUCGAUGCUGGUGUGAUGCUGCGGAAGAACACAGAAGGUUUCAAGAAAAAGGCCAAGGCAGAUGUGGAGAAGAGUAAAGAGGAUAUCCCAGCAGGCUUCGUCAUGCCGACACACGAAUCUACGGCGAGGAUACCGGAAAAACCUGUCGAUGAUCGAGAGUUCUGGGUCGAUAGCGAUGAGGAGGAUGAUUUUGGGGGAAGUGACACCGAUGCCGAGAUGACGGAGGAUGGGAAUGAUGGUCUUCCGGACGACGAUGAUCAAGAAGAGGGUGAUGACGAAGAUCCAGAGAACGAGGAUGAUGAAACCCUUUAG
Molecule: messenger RNA, 711 nt
Organism: Letharia columbiana
Lineage: Eukaryota; Fungi; Ascomycota; Lecanoromycetes; Lecanorales; Parmeliaceae
Exons: 2
Coding region: 1-711 (236 amino acids)
Biological process (GO): protein polyubiquitination; proteasome-mediated ubiquitin-dependent protein catabolic process
Molecular function (GO): ubiquitin conjugating enzyme activity
Source: RefSeq, a predicted model, not a curated record